This is a messenger RNA of Hipposideros armiger (great roundleaf bat), 9357 nucleotides long. It is a transcript of the gene ATXN1, whose product is annotated as ataxin 1. Gene Ontology annotation, biological process: negative regulation of transcription by RNA polymerase II; nervous system development. Lineage: Eukaryota; Metazoa; Chordata; Mammalia; Chiroptera; Hipposideridae. The record is from RefSeq and is a predicted model, not a curated record. The transcript has 9 exons. Gene Ontology annotation, cellular component: nucleus. Gene Ontology annotation, molecular function: RNA binding; protein binding. Bases 1290 to 3719 code for a protein of 809 amino acids.
GGUAGUUACUUGAUGGUUAUUUUUAGACUCAGCUAGUUACUUUUCAACACUAUUAGCUAAGCUACAUUUCUGUUUGGGUUUCUGAGGAGCCCUGGAGUUCCUAGAAGCCCCCCGUUAAGCCCCCCUUGUGGUUUAUUUGGUGGGUGAAGGUAGUUUGAUAGUUGAGCUUUUGUUUGAAAUGAAGCUUAUGCCCAGGGAAACCACCAGAGAGGACAAGAAAAUCCUGCACAUGAACUCUUGGAGAGGGAUUGCACCAUAACUGCUAAUGCUGUGGCAUUUAAUCUCCUCUGGCUGCCCUCUAACUGUACAUGCAUCAGUCAGUAUUUUAGCAGCUCCACAGGCAAAUGGACUUCUACUUAAAGCAGAGGUUGAAGUCUCCCCUGAACCUCCUGCUUCCCUGUCUUUCUCCUCUUCUAGGUACAGUCAGUGGUGUAGGUUUUCCGUGCCCUUACUCCAGCCCCGAUCGCUCAUGUAAUUAGAUCAGGCUGCCAUGGCAACAGACAGUGUUCCUUGUCCAUUCAGGUCUUUACUUCACAAAAACUACAAGCACCAAGCUCCCUGAUGGAAAGUAGCAUCGUGCAGCAAGUCACCAGGGUGGUCCAAUCACACUGCAGAUUUGUUUGUCAUCCUUGUACAGCAGUCUCCUCCUCCACGGCCACUACAGGGAAGUGCAUCACCUAUCAGCAUACUGGAGCAAAAUGAAAGAGUUUAUUUGGAGGCCUCAGAAGGACUGCUGCUACAGACCAUGAGCAAGAGAGAAAGCGUGGACUUCAGCCUGCAUGAAUGGUCUUGAAACAAAUGGUGUUGGGUCUAGGCAUUUUACAUUGAGUUUUCUACCGCCACCCUUUCUGCUCAAGCAAAAUCUGUGUGAAAAGAUCUGCUGGGAAGAAGCUGACUGCUUAUGUUUCUCCAUUGUGAUGAAAGCACCUGGUACAGUUUUCCAAAGAAAUUAAUUAGUUCGUUUUCUGGGUACAGAGAAACCAAUCUGCUGUUUUCAUAGGGUAUUUCUCACUUCUCUGUGAAAGGAAGAAAGAACACGCCUGAGCCCAGGAGCCCUCCCGCUUCCUGUGGGGCGUCUCCAUGGUGAAGGAAGGCUGCGGUGCCCAGUGAACAGCGCACAGUGAAUGUUAUUCCAGAGCUGCUGCUGGCGGAUCGCACCCACGGGGAGAUGAUUCCUCAUGAAGAGCCUGGAUCCCCUACAGAAAUCAAAUGUGACUUUCCAUUUAUCAGACUAAAAUCAGAGCCAGCUAGACAGUGAAACAGUCACCGUGGAAGGGGGACGGCGAAAAAUGAAAUCCAACCAAGAGCGGAGCAACGAAUGCCUGCCUCCCAAGAAGCGCGAGAUCCCCGCCACCAGCCGGCCUUCUGAGGAGAAGGCCACGGUCCUGCCCAGCGACAACCACCGGGCGGAGGGCGUGGCAUGGCUCCCAGGCAACCCUGGUGCGCGAGGCCACGGGGGCGGGAGGCAUGGCCCGGCGGCGACUUCAGUGGAGCUUGGUUUACAACAGGGAAUAGGUUUACACAAAGCGCUGUCCGCGGGGCUGGACUACUCCCCGCCCAGCGCACCCAGGUCUGUCCCGGCGACCACCACGCUGCCCACGGUGUACCCUCCCCCGCAGUCAGGGACUCCGGUGUCGCCCGUGCAGUACGCUCACCUGCCGCACACUUUCCAGUUCAUUGGGUCCUCCCAGUACAGCGGGCCCUACGCAGGAUUCAUCCCUUCGCAGCUGAUCUCCCCAACGGCCAGCCCAGUCACCAGUGCAGUGGCCUCUGCCGCAGGGGCCACCACUCCAUCCCAGCGCUCGCAGCUGGAGGCCUAUUCCACUCUGCUGGCCAACAUAGGCAGUCUGAGCCAAGCCUCAGGACACAAGGCUGAGCAGCAGCAGCAGCACUUAGGCAGGACUCCGGGGCUCAUCGCGCCAGGGUCCCCACCACCCACCCAGCAGAACCAGUACGUCCACAUUGCCAGCUCUCCACAGAACGCUGGGCGCACAGCCUCUCCGCCAGCCAUCCCCGUCCACCUCCACCCCCACCAGACGAUGAUCCCACACACGCUUACCCUGGGGCCUUCCCCUCAGGUCGUAGUGCAAUACACCGACUCUGGCAGCCACUUUGUUACUCGGGAGGCCACCAAGAAAGCUGAGAGCAGCAGGCUGCAGCAGGCCAUGCAGGCCAAGGAGAUCCUGAACGGGGAGAUGGAGAAGGGCCGGAGGUACGGGGCUCCCACCUCAGCAGACCUGGGCCUGGUGAAGGCCAGCAGCAAGCCAGCUCCUCACCCAUACGAGUCCCGGCACGUGGUCGUCCACCCUGGCCCCGCCGAGUAUGGCGGUCGGGACUCCUCAGGGGUCCGGGCCUCUGUGAUGGUCCUGCCCAACAGCAACACACCCACAGCUGACUCGGAAGUGCAGCAGGUCACGCACCGCGAGGCCUCGCCCUCCACCCUCAACGACAAAGGCGGCCUACAUUUAGGGAAGCCGGGGCACCGAUCAUAUGCGCUCUCACCGCAACAGGCUCUGGGCCCCGAAGGCGUGAAGGCCGCUUCCGUUGCCACGCUGUCACCCCAUACUGUCAUUCAGACCACACAUAGUGCUUCGGAGCCACUCCCAGUUGGACUGCCAGCCACGGCCUUCUACGCGGGGACUCAGCCGCCUGUCAUCGGGUACCUGAGCAGCCAGCAGCAAGCGAUCACAUACGCGGGCAGCCUGCCCCAGCACCUGGUCAUCCCGGGCACCCAGCCUCUGCUCAUCCCAGUUGGCAGUGCUGACGUAGAGGGGUCGGGAGCAGCCUCUGCGAUAGUCACCUCGUCGCCCCAGUUUGCAGCAGUGCCUCACACGUUCGUCACCACCGCCCUUCCCAAGAGCGAGAACUUCAGCCCAGAGGCCCUGGUCACCCAGGCCGCCUACCCAGCCAUGGUGCAGGCCCAGAUCCACCUGCCGGUGGUGCAGUCCGUGGCCUCCCCAGCGGUGGCCCCCCCCACACUGCCCCCCUACUUCAUGAAAGGCUCCAUCAUCCAGUUGGCCAAUGGGGAGCUGAAGAAGGUGGAGGACUUGAAAACCGAAGACUUCAUCCAGAGUGCAGAGAUCAGCAACGACCUGAAAAUCGACUCCAGCACGGUGGAGAGAAUUGAGGACAGCCACAGCCCGGGCGUCGCUGUGAUCCAGUUCGCCGUCGGGGAGCACCGGGCACAGGUCAGCGUGGAGGUUUUGGUAGAGUAUCCUUUUUUUGUGUUUGGACAGGGCUGGUCAUCCUGCUGUCCAGAGAGAACCAGCCAGCUCUUUGAUUUGCCGUGCUCCAAACUCUCCGUUGGGGAUGUCUGCAUCUCGCUGACCCUCAAGAAUUUGAAGAACGGCUCUGUUAAAAAGGGCCAGCCUGUGGAUCCCUCCAGCGUCCUGCUGAAGCACUCAAAGACCGACACCCUCAUGGGCAGUAGACACAGGUAUGCUGAGCAGGAAAACGGGAUCAAUCAGGGAAGUGCCCAGAUGCUCUCUGAGAACGGCGAACUGAAGUUUCCAGAAAAGCUAGGAUUGCCUGCCGCGCCCUUGCUCACCAAAACAGAACCCAGCAAGCCCACGACAACGAGGAAGAGGAGGUGGUCGGCGCCGGAGACCCGCAAACUGGAGAAGUCGGAAGACGAGCCACCUUUGACUCUUCCUAAGCCUUCUCUAAUUCCUCAGGAGGUUAAGAUUUGCAUUGAAGGCCGGUCUAAUGUAGGCAAGUAGAGGCAGUUUGGGGAAAGGAAAUUUGGCCCUCCCUUAUCAUUUGUAUCCAGAUUACUGUACUGUAGGCUAAAUAACAGUAUUUACAUGUUAUCCUCUUCCUUUAGGUUUCUGUUAUAACCUUGUCAUUAGAGUUACAGCUGGUGUUGCGCAGGAAGACUGGUGCAUAUGCUUUUUUUCCACGAGCGUCUGUCAGUGGCUGGGCGGGGGGGCCAGAACAGGGCGAGUCCAGGCGCCAGGCAUCCUAGUGGAGAUGAAUGUGGCUUGAGAGUGCCUGCCGUUUCUAGCAGCAAAGAAGCCUCCACUGGGCUCUGACUUCUGCUGGUUUCAUGAGAAAGUUCUACGGGGAGGGAAUUGCAGGGGUGGGUGCGUGCAGGGCUGCAGGGGUGCCACAGUGAGUGAGGGUCUUUUUCUCUCUGCCUCCCUCCGUCUCGCUCUCUCUUGCUCUCAGCACAGCAUUGGAGGCCCAGAGACACGUACGUCCUCAGGAGGUUCUCACGUGCAAGAUAAAUAUCAGGAACCCAGCUUCAGGGCAUCCUAGAAAGACAUCAGACAGCCGAUGGAAAGCUAACUGUGUAAAAGAACAUAUUUUUUUCCCUCCAACAUAUUUUACAAUAAAAGCAACUUUUAAUCAUAUAGAUAUAUAUUUCCCCCUAUGGGGCCUGACUGCACUGAUUUUUUUUUUUUAAAGAGCAACUGCCACAUGUGGGAUUUCGUUUCUGCUUCACUAGUGCAGUGAUGUCUCCAGGGUGUCUGGGGGAAAGGGCAGCCUCUGUUUGCAUCACUCCACAUGGGGGUGGUGGGCAGUGGGGGUGGGAGAGUGAACACCCACUCUGAUUUCUGUGCAGUGUUAGGAAAACCAAUCAGGUUAUCGCAUUGACUUCGCUCCCAAGAAGUAGACACAAACUGUCCUUCAGAGAGCAGCGGAAGCUCUUCACAUUGGGUUUGCAAAUUUUUUGUCUUUUAACUCUAGUACUGUUUAUAGUUCAUGACUAUGGACAACUCGGGUGCCACUUUUUUCAGAUUCCAGUGUGACGUGAGGAAUUAGAUUUUGAAGAUGAGCAUAUAUAUUACUAUCUCUAAGCACUUAAAAUGCUGUUCACACUUUAUUACCAAGCAUCUUGGUCUAUCAUUCAACAAGUACUGUAUCUCACUUUAAAGUCUUUGGGAAGAAAAACAAAAAAACUAAGUUGCUUUCAUUUUUUCAACACUGUAACUACAUUUCAGCUCUGCAGAGUUUCUCACCUCAAGAUAUCGAAAGUUUCAAUGUGGUUUAAAACGAUGAAUGUGAAUUAUGAACUAGUAUGUGACAAUGAAUGACCACCAAGUACAGCCUGACAGGAAGGCACUUUUCACUUUGAUGUUUGAGAAAAAAUUAAAGGCAUAUGCAGAGCUGGCAGAGAAACUGAGAGAAAAGGGAUGGAAAAAGAGAAUACUCAUUUUUGUCCAGUGUUUUUCUUUUUAAGAUGAACUUUUAAAGAACCUUGCAAUUUGCACAUCUUGAGUUUAUAAUUUGUGUGAUAUUCCUGCAGUUUUUAUCCAAUAACAUUGUGGGAAGGGUUUGGGGGACUGAACGAGCAUAAAUAAAUGUAGCAAAUUUACUUUCUAACCUGCCUAAAUUCUAGGCCGUUUUAUAAGAUUAUGUUCCUUUCAAAAUUCAUUUUGGUCUUUCUACCACAUCUGUCAACAAAAACCAGGUCUUAGCAGGACAACUCUGAGAAUUUUCUUCAGAUUCAUUGAGAGAGUUUUCCAUAAAGACAUUUAUAUAUGUGAGCAAGUUUUUAAAAAAAAAAAACAAAUUUACUUUAUUACUGUGUUAUUAUUUUCAGAAUGACUUUUUUUUUUCAUCUGAAAUCAAAUCAAGAUUUAAUGUUUGGUACAAACCCAGAAAAGGUGUUUCAUAAUUUAAAGCUUUCAUUCCCAGAGAUCUGAAAUAUUGUUUGUGGAUUUUGGGUUUGCAUCUUAAAGUGCUUUAAAAAAAAAGUUUUAUAAGUAGGGAGAAAUUUUUAAAUAUUCUUACUUGGAAUGGCUGCAACUAGUCUGAACAAAUGCUUAAUCUCAUUUUUCUUUUACCAUUGAAAAUAGUACUUCCAUUUCACAAAUUUAAAAAGAAAUUCUAAGGUCAACCCACAUUUUGGCUAUCUAGUAGUCCUUCACAUUUCAUUCUCACCAGAACUAAUGAUUUUUAUAAACCAUUUUCUGGGAUGUACCAAAAACAUUUGAAUAGAUUUAGCAUAACUAGAACCAGUCCUUGACUUUCUUCGAAAUUUAUUACCCUCUCAGCAUGUUAGCAGAGAGCUGGGUGGGCCCAUUCUCGCAGUCGUAAUGCUUAUUUAGUGCUGUAUUUUUGUAAGCGUUUCUGUUCAGAGAACUUGCUUAAUCUUCCAUAUAUUCUGCUCAGGGCACUUGCAGUUAUUAGAUUUUGUUGUUGUUUUAUAACCUUUGAUGGUAAGAGGAAUAUGGGGCUGCCACGGCGACUUUGUCCUCCUUUGUACCGCUACUGACAGCCACUCAUGUGGACUCAGAAAAACACCCACCACCUUUUGGCUUCCUUCGCGUGUUGAACCAACUGGAUCCACAACACCAACUCUGAAAUGGGAAAACAUACAUGGCUUGAGCAAUAGGAACAUCGUCAUCAUGUUUGUGCUUGUAUUUCAGGUAUAGGAAUUCUAAGAGAAUUGGCUCUUUCGAAACGUUGUCCCAUUUCACUCUCUGGCUUUUUUAGCAUGUGCAAUACGUUCUGUGCCAAUAGAGUUUGAUCCGUGUGCUCUAGUUAAAACUCUGUGCCCUUUCGGCGUUUUCCUUGUCAGGAGGGAAAGAGCCAGGAGGAGAGGAGCCUCCUGCGGCAAGCUCUCCCCCUGCGGCUGUGGAUCCUGAGUGCUGGGUGGGAGCCUGCGGGAGCACCAGGUGUCUGUCACCAGGUGACAGAAAGAGCAAGCAAAAGAGAUCUAAGGGAUGAGCUGCAGUUCCCCCUGUGACCUCGAGGAAUAGUGAAGGUGGAGUGUGGGGGGCAAGGAGGCAGAGUCAUUGCUAAGGCGCGCUCUGGAGCAACACAGCCAGGGUCAACCCAUGUUCCACGUCUUUUCUGAAAGUGGGCAGGCCGGUCCUCGGGUCCGUGACCUUGAGACUUUGAGCUAUGCCUCUGGGCCUGGGCAGGAAGUGUGGCUUGACAGGUGCGUGCACUCUGAGCUUGCUGGCCAGAGGCUGUGGAGGGGGCCACCUGUGAACGCUGGUCACCACUCCUCUGUGGCAGCUUUCUCUUCAAAUAGGAAGAACAUCCAGGGGACAGGGAACCUCCUCUUGUUUGCAGAUAUCGGCAAGCCUGAGGUUCCCAGAGCAGCCUUUGUCACCAUUCCUGGGUAGCAAACCUAACACUGACAGGCGUAGAAAUUCUCCGGUGCCCUGCAGCGUACGAGGAUCAGCCAUGUGCCUCUGUACUAUGUCCACUUUGCAAUAUUUACUGACAGCCGCCUUUAGUUCUCUCUUUCCUGUUCUCCAUUUUUAAACUAAUAACAGCAGGCCUUUUGCGUUUACAAUGGAACACAAUCACCAAGAAAUCAGUCAGGGUGAAAAAAAAAUAAUAAGAAACCAACAAACAAGAACCUCUCUUUAUAGGGAUUUCUAAAUAUAUGAAAUGACUGUUCCUUAGAAUAUUUCACUUAAGAAUUAUUUCAGUUUGGGCCACAUUCAGGAGGGGGAGAUAAAGAGAUGGGUGCCACUUACCUCAAAUCUUUUAAAACAGAAAUCCAAAUUGCAUUUUCAUUUGGACUUUCAGGAUCAUUUUAUAUGUUGGUCAAUUUUUUGUUUUCCCCAACUCACCCAGUUUGGUUUGGGAUGGUUUGCUUUUUUUUUUUUUUUUUUUUCUUCAUUGCUGUUGUUGAUCCCACUUCUAACUCUGAAUUGUAACCCUAUGUUUUUUGUUAGGUGAGUGUGUUGGGUUUUUCCCCCCACCAGGAAGUGGCAGCAUCUUCCUUCUCCCCUACAAGGAACUCUGCGGAACCUUUCACACCUCUUACUCAGGGAUGGGGCUGGCGUGUGUGUGGUACACUGAUGUGUCCAGAAGCAGCACUUUGACUGCUCUGGAGUAGGGUUGUACAACUUCAAGGAAUGUUUGGAUUUCCUGCGUCUUGUGGAUUACUCCUUAGAUACUGCAUAGAUUGCAAUAUAAUGCUGCAUGUUCACGAUGAACAGUAGCUCCUAGUAAUCAUUAAAUCCACUCUUUGCACAUAGUUAGAUCUUUACUGAAAUAUGUUGCCAAAAUUUAUUUUUGUUGUUGUAGCUUUGGAAUUUUGUUUGUUUGUUUCUUAAGGAAACAAUUGACAAUACCCUUUAACAUCUGUGACUACUAAGGAAACCUAUUUCUUUCAUAGAGUGAAAAAUCUCAAAUGCUUUUUGAAGACACUAAUGCCAUGCUAUUUCAGAUUUGGGUGGAGAAGCAGAGCUCUUAGGACAGAAGGCCAGGCUUUUUGAGCUGUGUUGGUCGUCAUGGCUACUGUUUCAUGAACCGCAAGCAGCUCAACAAACUGCGGUCUGUUCUCUCCUAAAAGCCUUUGCAUUUCCUAUUUCCCAGUCACCCGUAAUGAUUCCAGGUGAAAAAGGGCCAGCAGUCUCCGUGGCCCGAUCCAGCUUCUUCGAUGGUGAUAUGAAAGAAAAGGGAAUUGUUUUUUUUGUUGUUUUUUUUAAGUGGAGUGGAGCCCUUUGCUUCCCCUUUUGUGUUUUCAACCCAGAAUUUCUGAAAUAGAGAAUUUUAAGACAACAUCAAGUAAUAAAGAUAGAGAAUAUACUUUUUUAUAAAGCACAUGCAUAUGCUAUUGUGUUGGGUUGGUUUCCUCUCUUUUCCACGGACAGUGUUGUGUUUGUUGAUAGGGAAACUCCAAACAAUUUGCACAUCUCUACUCUGGAGCUGAGAUUUCUUACAUAGAUGACCUCGCUUCAAAUAUGUUACCUUACUGAUAGGAUCUUUUCUUGUAGCACUAGACCUUGUGGGGAUUUUCUUUUUUUGUUUUUUUAAUGUACACCUAAUUUGAGACGCUGAAGAAAAAAAAUUUCUUGAAGCACUCACUUUGAGGAGUACAGGUAAUGUUUUUAAAAAUUGCACAAAAGAAAAAUGAAUGUCGAGAUGAUUCAUUCAGUGUUUGAAAGAUAUGGAUCUGUUGAAACAAUGAGUUUCAUACCUUGUUUGUAAAAAAAAAAAAAAAGCAUAAAGGUUGAAAGUUACAUGUUUUUGGUUUUUUUUUUGUUUUUUUUUUUUUGUAUAUAGAAAUUUGUCAUGUCUAAGUGAUCAGAUUUGUAUGGUUAUGGCCUGGAAGAAUUACUACGUAAAAGGCUCUUAAACUAUACCUAUGCUUCCUUUAUGUUUUGUUACAUAGAGCCCUCUUCUGAGGGAGGGCCACUCUGUAUUCUGCAAUUUGAGAACACUGUUCAUUCCUAUGCUGAAAGGACUUCUCUGAGCUCCCUUCUUAGUUUAAACUCGUAAGCCAUUGCAACUCCUUUUUCUUCAGAGAUGAUGUUUGACAUUUUCAGCACUUCCUGUUCCAAUAAACCCAAAGAAUAUAAUCCUGAACAAGAAGUGUUUGUAACAAGGGAUCCUAGCUACCAAUAAAAUAGGACUCAUUAUGAGGACAAAAAAAAAAAAAAAAAA